This is a messenger RNA of Haplochromis burtoni (Burton's mouthbrooder), 7552 nucleotides long. RefSeq names its product xylosyltransferase 1. The transcript is spliced from 11 exons. NCBI's taxonomy places the organism in Eukaryota, Metazoa, Chordata, Actinopteri, Cichliformes, Cichlidae. Bases 3340 to 5679 code for a protein of 779 amino acids. Gene Ontology annotation, biological process: chondroitin sulfate proteoglycan biosynthetic process; heparan sulfate proteoglycan biosynthetic process. Gene Ontology annotation, molecular function: protein xylosyltransferase activity. Gene Ontology annotation, cellular component: membrane. The record is from RefSeq and is a predicted model, not a curated record.
GAUUUCAAAGUGAUUUGGGCAAAAGUAAAUGUUAUAAUCUUGGGUCCUGACUCUGUGGUGUAGACGUUGCUGCUUUGUUUUUGGGCCUGGUGUUGGACUUUUGUUGAUUAUGGUCAUUUGCACAAUGAUUUGAGAUCAGGUUUGAUCUAAGGUUUGCAGACCCUCUGUUGCAGGGCUGUCCUAGUUAUUGAAGAUGAUUUGUUUGACUCUGAUUGUAUAUUUGUGCUUACAGAUGCAGAAUUAAUUGGGAUGAUCUGUCUCUCUGAUGCUGUUAAUGAUGCAUAUACAUUUAUUUUAAGGAGAAACCUGCAGAGUCUGGUAGCAGUGCCUGAAACCAGCAGAGCAGCUGUAAAUUGAUGCGAUGGUCCAGAUCUAAUUCAGUAUAUGUGAUUUAGCAGCGUAGACUGCUGUCAGAACCAUGAAGCUGCUUUAUGUUUUUCUGUAUUUUCUUUGAUAUAAUUCUCAGUAAAUCUGGCAUGGGUGGAUGUAAAUCCCUGCUGUAAUCCUGGGGCGCCCUGUUGGUGCCGGGGUGGUUUCAGCCAGGUUUCACAGCACCAUCCUAACCCUCAUCACAGUCCAUUUAGCUUACUUUCUGUCCAUCUGGCUCUGGUUUUCCUUUGUCUCUCAAUCUCUCUAUUUAGACAGAUUACUCCAUUUAUCUCCUUUGGGACGUGAUGCUCUUCUUUGUCAGUUUGUUUCUUCUUUUUUUUUGCUUUGGCAGACUCAGUUUCUUUUUAAAGACGAGAUAAUGAUCAUCCUGUAUGGAUAAUAAAUUAGCAUUCCUAAUUAAAAAACCCAAAACUGUCACUCAGUGUCAUAGUUUACUAAACUAUGAUGAAUAUUAUAAUUUUACUAUUCCCAUAUUAUUGUGUAUUUAGUGCCAGUGUGUGUUUUGAGCUACAGUGCACUUAUUGCCAAAUAUAGUAGUCUGAUUACUCAGAUCUGUUUAUUCAGGCCCAGAAAAAUCACCAACUGUUGUAUUAAGACUGGCCGAAUCUGAAAAAUAUUUUUAAUUCAUACAUCUGGACGCGGCGCCGUCAGAGAAAAACGUUUCUCUCUGACGGCGCCGCGUCCAGAUGAACAGAAUCAACUUUUGGGGAUUUACUUACCUGGAUGAUUGAACAUGCAUCAAGACGUGAUUCAUACAAUAUUCCCACAAAUGUUUAACAGUGAAGAACUGACAGUCUGGUGUCAACGUUGGUCAAACUGUAUGAAGUAAACUAGAACAUGAUCUUAAAUCGGAUUAUUUUCAUUGUCACGUUUCGCUGCAAAAAGAUGAGGUUGGCUCUUACACUCGAUUAAACAUGUUAACAAAAACAAACUGCGGUGGUGUAGGAGACUCGAUAUCAUAAUCCCAUUACCAAGCUAUAACAUGCUACUCCUACAAUCCCACUUCCUAAGUUGGGAAGUCAGUGUCCUGACUGGUGCGUUGAGGUUUUGCAGAAAUGUGACCCCGAAACAUGUGAAUGUGGCAGUCAUGGCCUGGGGACCCGUCUGCAGCCAUCUGGCAAACAACUGUUCCUGGGAGAAACACGCAUUCGCCACAAGCUGGGAAUUAACUAAACGUUUUUGAGCUUUUGAUGUUUUCUUUUUACUCGCGAGGACGUUCACAUGAGCUUGUAGCUCAUCAUUUUCUUUAAAGCAUUUCGUAUGUCUUCUGUGUUUAGGCUCCACUUUCAUGCAGAAGUGAAAUGAUCACAGCUUGAAUUCAGCAUGCGUUAAUUACAAAAGACAUGAAGAUGCAGUAGAAAAACUAGAAACGUCUGCGUAACGGCUCUCGCUGUGAGCCAUAUAGACAUCUACAGGCCUUAUGAAACGUACCAUCUGUGAGUUCAAACAUCUCAGGCACCACGGAAGCUCUUUGCCAACCUUUCCUGCUUCAUGGAUGGAUUUGUAAACAUGACCAACAUAAGGCAGCCUAUAAGAUUUUCACUGCCCACCAGUCGGCAUUUUCCCGCAGGUAUACUGAGGGUAAACACACCUACACAGGAGCUUGAUUAAUGCAUAACCAGAGCUGUGUACAGAUGCAGCCUACAGCCAUGUGAAAGGGCUCUUUAUCGCGUUAUAUGAAGGUGUUUUCUCGCUCUGUCUGUCACAACACACCAAAUCACUGCUGCCAAGAAAACAGCAGCCUCUUUCUACCCUGCCUGUGGGGGGCAUUUGAGCAGACGUUAGAGACAUCAUGUACUGGAUAUUUGGUAGUUGGAAUCAUUAAAGAACCAUUUGAUAUGAAAAAUGUCCAUUUCUGUGGACGGAUGCAGACUUUGGUCUGAACUGUAAAAGCAGCAACAGAGACCUGUGGGCUCAUUCAUAAGACUGAAUCAUGACUUUAUUGUGAUUUACUGGGUGAUAAUAAAGGGUGAAGGUGGCAUUUGAUGUGAACUGUAGGUCCGUUAGUAUCCAUGAUCAUUCUGUGGAGAAUUGACUAACUUUGUAGUAAAAGGUAGAAGUUCUGAUGUAAACAAACGCCUGCAUUUAUCUUUGCAUGGUCACCUUUGCUGUGUGCCACAACCUUCGCUCACAUUUGUGACUUUUGGACCUACAUCGUGUUCCUGUUGUGUUGAUGUCGUUGGUGGAUGUAACAGACCAAUCCCACUGGUGACCUGUAUAACCAGUCAGGCUUUUAAUCCAGUUAAAUGUGUAAAUGUAAAUGUGGCUAUUGUGAGGCAGGCGUUUCUAAUGUUGUGGCUCACUGGUGCAUAUCUCGGAGCAGGUGUCUGUGCACUCUCGCCGUUUUUGUCGACACUUCAAGAUCUUUUACAAGAUGUAGAUAAAUAUGAGGAGCACAGCAGCUUUUCGCUGAUAGUCACACAUGUGGAAGUGGCUGUUCUGCUCUCACUUCAGAGAAUUCCCAGAAAACACCACCGCACAUUCUUGUCACCACACCAGAUCCAGGCAUUCUCAGAUUAUCCUUAUUAGUGUGAACUCGUAAUCAACAGAUGUCAGAGCAACAGGUCUCUUUCCUCCCACCCUUUCCCUGCCUCGCCCCCGGCGCCCGAGGGAACGGCCUCUCCUGUCUCUUGUGUGUCUCCUUUAUCGCGGAGCAGCAGGAGGUCUGAAGGCUUCAAUAGGAACCUGCUGAGAAGGAGAGCGGCUGAGAGCAAAGUGACUCACACAGGAGCACCACGAGCAAGAAAGCAGUGACUCAGUCCCUCUGACGUUUACCACUCGCACCGCCCCAAAGAGAAAGUCCGCCUGGACAGCAACAAUAAUGAGAACUCGGUCCCCAAAGACUUUGACACCAUCGACAGCAACAGCAACCUGGGGGCCCGAUCACAUAGCCAGCGAGUGCCGGUCGGAAAUGCCAAACGUAAGCUAGAAAAGAGCCAAGCGCAAAGCAUGCUGGGAAAAUCUGCCAACGAGGUCCUCAAGUACCCUCCCAUCCAACCGAGAGUGCCGGGCCACAAUCGCAACCACACCCACAUCCGUAAAGCCCACCCCAAGCUGCCAACGGUUGCAGCGCCGGCUCAGGGGUCCAAUCCGGAUUCGCCGUUCUACCAGACCAAGAAGCCGGCCUCUCCUCCGCUGCCGCCUGGUCUGGAGGUGAGGAAGGAGCAGCUGCAGUGUGAGAUCAGCGGUAAAGAAGCCAUUUCAGCUCUUUCCAGAGCCAAGAGCCGGGAGUGCCGGCAGCAGAUAGUAGAGGUGUACUGCAAACACAAGGAGGGGACGCUGAUGCCCGAGAAAGUUCCUCGCUACUGCCCCGCAGAAGGUAAAGCUAAUGUGAACGUACAGUGGGACGAGGACGCCUCCGAUGCUUCUCCGCCUGUACGGAUCGCCUUCGUCCUGGUCGUCCACGGCCGAGCCUCGCGUCAGUUCCAGCGUCUCUUCAAAGCCAUCUACCACACCUCACACUACUACUACAUCCACGUGGACCAGAGGUCCAACUACCUCCACAGAGAGGUGGUGUCUCUGGCCAGCCGGUAUCCAAACGUGCGGGUGACUCCCUGGAGGAUGGCCACCAUCUGGGGCGGGGCCAGCCUGUUGACCAUGUACCUACGCAGCAUGGAGGACCUCCUCAGCAUGGCCGACUGGUCCUGGGACUUCUUCAUCAAUCUCAGCGCUGCAGACUACCCCAUCAGGACCAACGAGCAGCUGGUGGCUUUCCUGUCCAAAUACCGCAGCAUGAACUUCAUCAAAUCUCACGGCAGAGACAACGCACGUUUCAUCCGUAAACAGGGCCUGGACCGUCUCUUCUACGAGUGCGACACCCACAUGUGGCGUCUUGGAGAUCGAAAGAUCCCAGAGGGCAUUUCUGUGGAUGGAGGCUCUGAUUGGUUCCUGCUCAACAGGCGCUUUGUGGAUUAUGUGGUCAACUCCAGGGACGAGCUGGUCGGCAGCAUGAAGCGUUUCUACGCCUACACGCUGCUGCCCGCCGAGUCCUUUUUCCACACCGUGCUGGAGAACAGCGCCCACUGCGAGACCAUGGUGGACAACAACCUGAGGCUCACCAACUGGAACCGCAAACUGGGAUGUAAGUGCCAGUACAAGCACAUCGUGGACUGGUGCGGCUGCUCGCCCAACGACUUCAAGCCCUCAGAUCUGCCGCGCUUCCAGCAAGCGUCCAGACCCACCUUCUUCGCCCGGAAGUUUGAGGCCAGCGUCAGUCAGGAGAUCAUCAGCCAGCUGGACGCCUACCUGUUCGGAGCUCUCGCCUCGGGAACACCGGGUCUGCAGGCCUACUGGGAGAACAUCUACGAGGCAGAGACAGACGGACCCGCGGGCCUGUCGGACUCUGCACUCACCCACUACCACGCCUUUGCUCGUAUGGGACUGUCCCGCGCUGCCAGCUCGCUCCAGGGACAUCCCAGCGACAACAGCUGCAGGUACGUCGGCGUGAGUCACCCGGUGUCUGUGCACCUUUACUUCCUGUCCGACCAGUACCAGGGCUACCUGGUCCAUCAUGUGGCUACCAACCAAGCCUCUAACCAGUUGGAAACCCUGGAGACCUGGGUAGCCGCCAAAGACCACUUCACCCUGACCAGCUCUCCACAUGCCGCUAACAGGCUCCAACACAUCCAGGUGGGGACCGACUGGGAUCCUAAGGAGCGUCUCUUCAGGAACUGGGGGCGUCUCCUGGGGCCAGAGGCCGAGCCGGUGGCCGUGCAGCGCUGGAGCCGGAGCCAGAGCAACCUGACUGCUACGAUUGUCUGGAUCGACCCCACCAACGUCAUCGCCGCCACCUACGACAUCCUGGUGGACGCCUCCGCUGAGGUCACACACUACCGGCCGCCUCUCACCUCCCCGCUGAGGCCUGGUAUGUGGACACUGAGGGUGCUGCACCACUGGAGCCCGCUGGGCCAGACCAGCUUCAUCGUGGCUCCUCUGGAGUUUCACAGGCAAAGGCCGAUACAGCAAGAGGACGCUCUGCGGCUGCACGGCGGACCAGCCAAGAACUCCUACAUGGAGCAGAGCUUCCACGGCCUCAACCCGGUCCUGCAGCUGCCGGUGAGCCUGGGCGCUGUCGAGGAGGCCGAGGCCAACGCCAGUCUGACGGGGGCGCCGUUGCGUCGCUGGCUGGACGGGCUGCUGGAGGGCUACUGGUCCGCCUCAGACGUCUGCUCGAUGGGCCCCAGCGCCUGUCCGGUCAUGCAGCGCUGCCGUCUCACCGCGUGGAGCUCCGCCAGCCCCGAUCCAAAAUCCGAACUGAGCCUGCCCAGAGAGGACGGGCGGAUAAGGUAGCAGGCGGACGGACUGAGGGAGGAUGAGACGAGGGAAAAUGAAGGAAAACACGGGGCUGACGUCCCGUUUGUGUCCAGUAUUUAUUUAUUUAAAGUCUGUGGGCGUGAACAGAGAGGACAGAUGGAGCAUCAGAGGGAACAGUGGGAAGAGACACUGAGGAAAAUCUUCUCCUUCAGUCCUCAUUCGGUCUGCUCUCACUUUUAUUUAGGACUACAAAGCUGUGCGUGCUCGAGUGAGUGAGUGAAAGUGUGUUAAGAGUGUUCGCAGAACUUUAUACCUCUUGUUGUACGAGUGUCUCCCUGAGUUUAGGGUCACAUGCUGAAAACAGACGUGGUUGCUCGUUCUUUAGGCCCAUUAUUUAAAAUCUCCAACGUAAACCUGAAUCAAGCCUCAGAAUGAGAUUUUUUUUUAUGCUACUAGUUUAAAACCCAAAAUCAGCCUCUUAAAAAACAAAAUCUGAUUUAAACCGUGUCACAGGUUUUUUUCCUUUUGGCUCUGACGUCAGCGAGAAAGGAUGUGCACAAAGCCUGUGAGAUAAACAGAUUAUUUUGAACACUGAAUCAUGCAAAGCUACUCUGAUGGAGUCCAAGAAUAAAAAUAGAGCUGGAAGGGAGCAGAACAGCCCACUUUAAAGCACGGUAUGUGAUUUCUGAAAGCUUGUUUUUAAUGUCCUGUUGAGCUGGAAACAUUUCUGUUUUUUCUUAUUUAAAAAGGAAAAUCGGUUUAAGUAAAAUCUAGAAAUAUUUAACUAAUAACUGCUGACAUUUAACUGUAAAAAUGUUCUUUUUUUACAUCAAUGCCGUGUCUGUAUGAAUCAUCCACAGAAGCAGCUGUAGAUGCAAAUCCCACCGCAGCGACCGUAUCGAUGAUUUUGCCUUUAACCAGCUUUCCAGAGAUAAUGAGCCUGAAAUCAGUUCUCAGCAACCACAGAUCUUCUCACAGAGCCAGUUGGGUAUCAGGGGAAAUUAUGAUUAAUCUUUUAAAGUGAUCAUUUGUGGACAGAAUAUAUUUAAUGAGUUUUCUUAAGUUGUUCGGACUCUGUGUGUUUUCUUUCUGUGCCAUGUCUGAAUCCCUCAGACUUGAAGUGAGACGUCCGCGUCCUCUUUCCUUUAAUCUGCACACGUUACAAAGCGACAAACUUUCUGCUGUACAAACGGCUACUCGAUUAAUUUAUUCAAAACUUUUUCUUUUGUUUGUUUUUUACAUAAAUGGGACCAAAGCUGGAGCCCAGCAGCUCUGAAGGAGUUCUAAGAGUCUGAGCGUGUGGAGCACGAAUGUGUCGGUUCUACGCAGGUCUGUGAGGGUUACAUUUAUUUACGGUUACAUUAAGCGGCCAUAAUGAGUUGAAUUUAAAACCUCUGCAGUUUAAUACCAAAUUCAACUCAUUUAUUUUUUUCUAUUCAAACUCAAACCGAUUCAGAGCCAUUUUUACAUCCAGUGUGUAUUUUUCAUAUAUCGAGCUAGUCUACGUAAACCUGACAGAUGAUGUACAGUUUUUAAGUUAAUGAGUAUUAAGAUGCAGAUGUUUGGACUGUGACGGUGUCGCAGAAGUGGUGGCGUUGUGUGAAAACGUUCCUGAGAUGUUCUGACUCUGGAGGACGGUCCCAGCCGAGGGCGUCCCGCUGCGCUUCGCCGCGGCGCCGUCCACGUGUCCGACCAGCCCGUUCCUCAGUCUCCUCUUUGUCGUCGUCUCUCGCUGGGAGCUGUGCUGCUGUGCCUUAGCUGUUCUCCUGUCUUUAGGAAACCCUCCUGAAAGCAUCUGUAAUGUCUAAAAACUGAAAAAUUAAAGACAAAGAUUUGUUGUGAAUGCCUUAUAAACGAUCUUGGUGGUUUUAAAGUACAAUUUCUAAAAAAUAAAAACAAUCUCCCUUUA